This is a messenger RNA of Arachis stenosperma, 895 nucleotides long. RefSeq names its product mitogen-activated protein kinase kinase kinase 20-like. Lineage: Eukaryota; Viridiplantae; Streptophyta; Magnoliopsida; Fabales; Fabaceae. The transcript has 2 exons. The coding region runs from base 1 to 798 and encodes 265 amino acids. Gene Ontology annotation, biological process: protein phosphorylation. The record is from RefSeq and is a predicted model, not a curated record. Gene Ontology annotation, molecular function: ATP binding; protein kinase activity.
AUGAGUGAUUUACAAUGGAAGAAGCUGGAGGUCUUGGGAGCAGGUUCUUAUGGCACUGUUUAUCUUGGCAUUCUUGUUGAUGAACAAAUACGGUUUCAUAGCUUCAUUGCUGUGAAGAGCUCUAUUCCCAAACUGGCAUUCUCACUGAAGAAAGAGGAACAGAUUUUUAAAUCAGUUUGGGAAGAUGAAAGCGGUCGUUGCCAAGAAAUCAUUCAAUGCUUUGGAACUGAGACCACGGUAGAGCAUGGACUUUGCUUUUACAAUCUUUUCUUGGAGUAUGCUCCUCACGGUUCUUUGGCUGACUUGAUUCACAAGAAACCUCUUCCCGAGACGGAGGUGAGUGUCUAUGCACGCAUGAUUGUUAAAGGACUUUCGCAUAUUCAUCGCAAAGGAAUCGUCCACUGUGACCUCAAGCCGGAGAACAUUCUUGUGUUUCCUUCAUUGGAUAAAGAGAUUGCAAACUAUCAAUUAAAGAUUGCGGAUUUUGGAUUAUCGAAGACCAAAGAGGAGGAAGCAGAUGUUGAGUUGUGGAAGUCCAAGCCGAGAGUGAUUGAAAUGCUCACUGGAUUGCCUGCCUGGGGUGAGAGCCCUUUGCUUAUUGAGGAGUUGAGGUACUUGGUUGAACAUCAUGAACUAUCACCCAAGAAGCCGCAGGGAAUCGGUUUUUUCUGUCAUGAUUUUCUGGAAAAGUGCUUUAUGAAGGAUCCUAGCAAGAGAUGGACUGCUGACAGGCUUCUUGAUCAUCCUUUCCUUUAUAUCACAAUGUUUCAUUCAUAUUAUCUUGCAACUUGGCUAUGAUUGUUUUUCUUAAUUAGUUUCAUUGCAACCUUAUUUAUGGUUUAUGUAAUUAGAGCUAUUCUGAUGACAUUGUAAGAUUGAAUGGUUUGGUUUAUUG